Messenger RNA from Aplysia californica (California sea hare), 4898 nucleotides. RefSeq names its product Bloom syndrome protein homolog. Gene Ontology annotation, molecular function: ATP binding; four-way junction helicase activity; 3'-5' DNA helicase activity. Lineage: Eukaryota; Metazoa; Mollusca; Gastropoda; Aplysiida; Aplysiidae. The record is from RefSeq and is a predicted model, not a curated record. Gene Ontology annotation, biological process: DNA replication; double-strand break repair via homologous recombination. The coding region runs from base 292 to 4614 and encodes 1440 amino acids. Gene Ontology annotation, cellular component: chromosome; cytoplasm; nucleus. The transcript is spliced from 27 exons.
CUCUGCUACUCUGUACUGUUGUUGUUGACGCUGGGCUGGCGCGCCUGAUGCGAAAAAUGCGAAGCCGAAUGGAGGAAUAGACCUGAUCUUACUAAUCUAGAUCUACCUCCUCUAUUACAAUUAGGGCCUACUGACUGCAUAUUUUCUUUUCAUCGUGACCAAGGCCAAAGGCCUAUAACUUGGAAUUGAAGUCUGUCGUACUAGAUUAUCUAGAUCUACUUUUUACUAUGACUAUCAGUGACUAUGACAUCUGAUACUGUUUUCUGAAGCUAGAUAAAACAAGUCUAUGAAAUGGCUGCUGAAAAAGCUACCUUCAAAGGGUUCACAUUUAAAAGGGCAGCUUCAAAGUCAGCUGUUCCUGGUUCAACUCUUCCAAAAGGGACAAGUGACAGAAAGACUACCCCAGUCUCCCUUCCUUCAGGAAAUAAGGGCUCAUCAAGUGAUAUCAGAAUUACCAGUGCACCUCUUUCGUCAGACAGAAAGGCCAUACCUCACCUUGGCAAAUCUAUCAGUGCACCAAUUUCAUCUGGAAGUAGGUCUACACCUUGCGAUGGCAAAUCUCCCAGUGCACUGUUAUCAUCAGGAGGUAGGGCUACCAGUGCACCGCUUUCAUCAGGAAGUAAAGCUGCAUGUCACGAUGGAGAAAAGAAACAGCCCAUGAGUAAAAGUGGAAGCUUCCAAACUUCCAUGACAUCUUUUGCAAAGAACAAACCUGUGGCUGUUGCUGCUGUAAAACCCCAGCGUGCACUUCCUCCCCAAGUGAUGAAAGAAGAUGUAUCAACCACUGGGUUGACCAGAGAUUUACCGGUUGAAAUCUUUGAUGAUGAUGAUGAUUUCGAGACUUUACCUUUCUCACAGAGUGAUCAUCAAUCUGUUGUGGCAGCACACAGGGGAGAGAGAAGCCCAAAGAGACGUAGGAAGGAGGAAACGUCGAUUCCUGAUGUCAUCCCAGACACUCCUGACAAGGAUGACCCACUUGAUGGCGUCAUGCCACGGAAGAAAAAGAGACGUACGUUACCAAUCAUGGAGUCGGAUGAAGAACAAACACCUUCUAGAACCUCAUCGCAGAAGAAUUGUUCACGUGACUUGGAAGAGAAAUGUGAAGAUAUUUGCCAGCACCCCCUGCUCAAGAAAGGGCUGAACACGGUUAAACCUGAAGAAGCUGUAGAACUGAUGCAUAUUUUGCUGCGAGUUGUGGAUGAAAUUUGUGACAUCUUUAACAAGAUUCCCAUCAAAACCUUAUUCGACCUGUUGCUGGAUGAUUUUGGUCGCCUUGGGGAGCUUCUUAAAGUUCGAAAACAGAUAAAAGACACAAUGGACCUGAAAAAAUUCCAAGGAAAAAUGAGGUCAAAUCCAGCACUCGGGAGAAAGUCAUCUCCGGGACACCCCCUUGCAUCUACGCCUCUUUUGUCAGCUGAUAAAACUGAGCUGAAGCGGAAAAAGUUGGCUUUGAAGAAAAGCCCCACAAAGAGUCCUGCUGUCAGUUCAGAGACUCCCAGGUCACAAGUUGCCAGCUUCUAUGACACUUCUGGUGGUGGGGACAUGGUCCGAGGCAAGAAUGAAUCUAUUAACAAAAACUAUUAUGAUGACAAACGACUUUCACACAGAAAACCCAACGAGCGUGCAACGACCAGUUUUGAUAGUAUGAAUGACAAAAGUCUUAUGUGUGGCCAGUCGAAUUUUCGUAGUUCUUUGGGCUGCAAUAGUUCCCAGUCACCAGUCUCUCGUCUCAACAGUAGUUCAAGACAUUCUGAGAUGGGUGGCUUGAAAAACAGUCCAAGUUUCCAGAAGAAUGCUGACAUUGAAGAGGCUUAUUACGACCCCCAUAUGGAGGAAAGAGGUUUUGAUGAAGAAAUGGAGGCAGCUCUAGCUUUUGAUGAGUCCUUUGAAGAGGCUGAUCAUUUAAAAAAGACAGAUUCAUCUGUGUCGAAGAAAAUGAACUCUCCUAACAAAAAUUCUGUGGAGAAAAAUGCUCCUUCUCUAUUGUCGCCAGGUGGUUCCAAAGUAAGGCAGCAGGCAGUUGUAAAUGACAUCUCAUCCAGGUCUCUUGACAUACGUGAUGUAGAGGAUGAGAAAAUGCUUGAUUCUCUGGUUGAUGAAGCUGCAGCAGGGGUCAAUAGUUACCACAUUGAAGAUGAUGAGUACUAUGAUGGUUUCAAGGAAGACCAGGAAAGAAAUAGCCAACAAAGAUUCUCAGAUUCUACCUACAUCCCUGUGUUCAGCUCCAGUGACCACGACGAUGGAGCUUCCUCGGAAUUUGCCGGGUUCAAGUUUGAGCACAGCACGAAGCUGCAGGACAAGUUCCAGGAGGUGUUUGGUCUCAAAGAAUUCAGGCGCAACCAGCUGGAGGCCAUCAACGCUGCCUUGUUGGGCCAUGACAUCUUUGUACUCAUGCCCACUGGUGGUGGCAAGAGCUUAUGCUAUCAGCUCCCAGCUGUGGUUUUCGAGGGAGUGACUGUCGUAGUCUCCCCUCUCAAAGCUCUGAUACAGGAUCAGACACAGCAACUUCUUUCUCGGGAUAUACCAGUAGCUAACCUUUCAGGUGAUACAGAUGGCGAUUCUUUGGUGUACAGUGGCUUGUAUCAGAGAAAGCCUGCAUAUCGGCUGAUCUAUGUCACUCCAGAAAAGCUCUCGGUCAGUGGGAAGCUAUUAAAUUGCCUGGGAAAUUUGCACAGGAGACAGCAGCUGAGCCGGUUUGUCAUUGACGAAGCUCACUGUGUCAGUCAGUGGGGCCAUGACUUUCGUCCGGACUAUAAGAAGUUGAAUUUGCUGCGCGAGCGUUUCCCAGGUGUUCCUACAAUGGCUCUCACUGCCACAGCUACUCCACGUGUGCGCAGAGACAUCAUCCAUCAGCUUGACAUGAACAAUCCAAAAUGGUUUAUGCAGAGUUUCAAUCGACCGAAUUUGAAAUAUAGUGUUCAGAGUAAAAAGUGUUCGAAUGCCACAACAGAUGUCAUCCAGAUGAUCCAGUCCAGGUUCCGUAAUGACUGCGGCAUUGUGUAUUGUUUCUCAAGAAAGGAAUGUGACAAUGUGGCCAUGGAUUUGAGGAAAGCUGGUCUCCUGGCUAACUCGUACCAUGCCGGGCUGGACGAUAACAAGAGAGCCACUGUACAGGAGCGCUGGCUCAAUGAAGACGGCUGCAAGAUCAUCUGUGCCACUAUUGCAUUUGGGAUGGGCAUUGACAAGGCAGAUGUCCGUUUCGUGAUCCACUACUCACUGCCCAAGUCUAUGGAGGGAUACUACCAAGAGGCGGGCAGAGCAGGACGAGAUGGGAUGAUCGCACACUGUAUUCUCUUCUAUACUUAUUCAGAUGUGAAGAGAAUUCGGAAACUGAUAGAGCUGGAUCAGAGCGCGACGUUUGACUCCAAGCGUGUGCACAUAGACAACCUGUUUGCCAUGGUGGGAUACUGCGAAAAUGUGACGGACUGCCGGAGGUGUCAGCUCCUGCAGUACUUUGGAGAAUGCAGCUUUGACCGUGCCAUGUGUGCCUCUUUUGCUGGGGCUGUCUGCGACAACUGCCACUCAAAGGACUCCUUCAACUUACGUGAUGUGACUCAAGAUGCCAAAGAGAUUGUGAAAUGUGUUCGGGAGUUGAAUACGCCUCAUGGGAAUUACACUCUCAUUCAUAUUUUAGAAAUAUUCAAAGGCUCUCAAAAUAGCAAGAUCAAAAGUUUGGGGCACUCCAAGCUGGCACUUCACGCUCGUGGCAAAGACUGGACUCGCAAUGAUGCAGAGCGCCUCUGCCGUAAGCUGGUCAUAGACCGAAUCCUCAAGGAGGACCUGCAGGUCACUGCCAUGGAUCACACAGUCUGCUACAUCAGGAUGGGACCUCGAGCUGCCGACCUUAUGCGCAAUCAGAUCAAGAUUGAAUUACCAAUCCAAGGCAAGAGAAAACGUGCAGAUGCUGUUAAGAUUGGAACAGAGCCAAAGAACAGCCGCGAGAAGAUAGAGCAAGACUGCCUUACUGAGCUGAGAGCCCUGGCCAAGACUAUAGCGACAGAACAUAACUUCAAGAACUACGCCCUCAUCUUCCCCGAGAGUGCCCUGAAGCAGCUUGCUCAGCGCACGCCGAUCACCGUUGAGGAGAUGGUGGACCAGAUCGACCACUUCAAUGUCACCAUGGUAGAAAAGUACAAGGCCCAACGCUUCCUGGAGAUCACUCUUAAGUACAGCAUGGAAAUGAUGGAGGUAGAAACAGAUGCCAACACUGCAGAAGAAGGGUCUGAGGAAGAGUGGGCGUCCCAUUACUUUGAGGAAACAUCUUCGUUUUCCGGAGCCUCAAGAGGGAGAGGUCAGCGAGGAAGAGGAGGGAAACGUGGUUUCUCUAAAGGGCGUUCAAGUUUCAAGCGAGGGCGUGGUAAAGGGAGGAAGUAUCCUGCCAGAGGUAAAGCUGCUGCAAAGAAAACAGCCCCAAGCUCCUUCAGCCAGUACAAGUACAACUCAGGAAGUUCUGGUUCCUCGGGAAAGGCCACCGGCAAUAUGGCUACAACUGGGGGACCUCCGCAACCCAGACCAACAACUGUGACAAAGGGAACUCUGGGGCUCAUGCCGGACCCUCGCUCCAGGUCUUUUCUGUCAUCCCACAGCAAAAGUGGUGGAAGCUCAUUUUUUUAGCACUAUCUGAACUACAUUUUGUUUGUUUUAGCAAAUAUUUUCUUCAACAAGUAGGCACUACUGUGCACUUCUUAACAACACUUAUCAAUAUGCUUAUCAGUAUUUUUGAAGUUUUUAUCCAAAUGAAGGCUUUAUUUUAUUUUAAUUAUUUUUUUCGUUCCACCCAAAUAAAAUAGCCUCCAGAGCCACCAACAUUUCAAUUACCAUCACUCACAGGUCUGUGGAAGGUUGUUUGCUCUUGUGUAUGGAAGACGUGAAAUCUAUUUCUGAGAGGGGAAGUUAUG